UACUUUUCUGCAUACUAUUUUAACGUUCUUAAAGGCAAGUUUCUGCAUUGUUGAUGGUGUUUUUCAUUGCGUUUAUAUUUCUAUCCCUGUGGUUUCACAUCAUAAUUUCGUGUAUACUUUGGAUUCUGAAUGUCUGACUUGGGUUCUGUUAGUAUGUUAUCGUUAGUGUCUUAUAUUAGCUUUCAGUGUUCGAUACGUUUGACUAUGGUUAAAAUUUUCUUUUAGUUUUCAAUGGCGUCUUUAUAGAUGGUUAAUGGCACUGUUAUUGCACCUUAGAGCAUAAUGGAACUUCGUUGAUUAUCUUGUUUCAACUUUGGUGGUCUUUGAUAUUCUCCCCCGUUUUGCCUUUUAGAGAUAUCUGGUGGAAACGGUGGAGCUGGAUUGCAAUGGCAAUUGCACUAGGGAAACAUCUAUAGAACAUUUAUUUUCUCCAGAUUCUUCUGAAAUAAACAAUAUUUUUGGAGAUUCACUGGUGAAUCCCCGGAUUGGUGAUAAGUUCCAGGUCAACAUACCUUCAAUAAUAUCUGAAUCUGAGCAUCUGAAGCUGUUGACUAACCCUAAUUAUUCUGAAAUUUUUGAUGUUUCCCAUCCCUUUUUAAUGGGUUUGCCCAUCCCAAUAAUGUGGAUCCAUGAAGAAGCGAAUAACAUUGAAGACAAAGGGUUAGCAUCACCAAAAAUCUCUGAUGAUGCAGUUAAUGUGAGUGAGUCAGAUGCUAGAAAUGGUAAAAAGAAUUGUAUUAAGCUAAAGAAGAAAAGUUUGGAACAUAAUGUUGAACCCUUCCAAUAUGGGUUGGAACAUGGAAGAGAGUCUAGACAAGGAAGGUUUGAAGCAAUGUUGACUGGUAAAAGGAACUUUGAUCAUAUGCAAAGCAAAAGUGGUUAUCCUGUUCCUGGUUUAUCAAGUCACUCUUGGAGUGAUGCUGAAGUGGAUAGUUUUCUCCUUGGUUUAUAUAUAUUUGGGAAGAACUUUUUUCAGAUACAGAGAUUUAUGGAGACUAAAGACAUGGGAAAAAUACUGUCAUUUUACUAUGGGAAGUUUUAUAGGUCUCAUGCACAUCGGAGGUGGUCAGACUGCCGAAAGAUUAAAAGAAGGAAAUAUGUAACUGGACGGAAAAUUUUUACUGGAUGGAGGCAACAAGAAUUGUUAUCUCGUCUGUUUCCUCAUGUCCCAGAGGAAGUUCAAAAUACUUUGUUGGAGGGAUACAAAUCAUUUUCAGAAGGAAGUACUUCACUAGAAGAAUAUGUCACCUUUGUAAAGUCUAUUGUUGGCAUUCAAUUACUUGUGGAAGCUGUAGCUAUUGGUAAAGGGAAAGAAGAUCUCACAGGCUUUGCGCUGGAGCCUGCGAAGAUCAAUCAUGAUAUUCCAGUAUGUCCCAAAUUGCCUACUGGUCAAGCUUGUUCUUCUCUUACAUCCAAUGACAUAGUGCAGUAUUUGACCGGAGGGUUUCGAUUAAGCAAAGCUCGAUGUAAUGAUAUCUUCUGGGAAGCUGUGUGGCCCCGUUUACUUGCAAAAGGAUGGCACUCUGAGCAACCUAAAAAUCUCGGCUACAUAAGUUCUAAACAUUACCUAGUGUUUCUUAUACCAGGUAUAAAGAAGUUCUCUAGAACAAAGCUUGUAAAGGGAGACCACUACUUUGAUUCUGUUAGUGAUGUCUUGAACAAAGUGGCAUCUGAACCAAAUCUUCUUGAGCUAGAUUCUGAAGAAUCUCCUGCUGGAAUUCGGAAUGAAGAAGAUGCAUUGGCUCCAGAAGUGAUGUCGGAUCAGGAUGAGCUAUCUGAUCGUCAACGCCAUUGCUACCUGAAACCCCGAGUUUCUACUGGUGGUCAGAGCCAUGUGAAGUUCACUAUUGUUGAUACCAGUUUGGUUUAUGGUGGAAAGUCAUCAAGCAUAAGGGAACUAAGGCAUUCACCUGUUGAUUUCAAAAUUAUUUCCAAAGAAACCAAUUAUUCAGGAAAAAUUGAAGAGGAUGCUUCUGAGGAUGAGCUGACCGAACAUGAGACUUUUGAAAAACUAUUCCAUUUGGAAAAGGCCAAGCACAAUAAGAGGGUAUCUGAUGGUGAUGAUUCAGAUUGUAUGAGGUUUACUGUUGUUGAUACCAGUCUAGUCCAUGGAGGAAAAUCACCAAAAUUGAGACAAUUGAGAUAUUUACCUACAGCAGUUCAAAGCACAUCUGAGUUGACUGGCCGCUUGAGAAAAACUCAAGGGAACUCCUUUAUGGAUUCAGUGGGCAGGCAUGGGCCAGAUGCUAUUGAUGUUCCAUUAAAUGGUAAAAGGAAAAAUUUUAAAACCAACUGGCAUAAGGAUACACGUGAUGGUGAUGGUACAAAGACAAUAGCCACCAACUCAGAUACUGCUAAGAAAAUGGUGAAUAGUCACCAGGAUCAAAAUGCCAUGAUGGCUGAUGAGAAGCAUUCAGAGAAGACCAUAUUGCACCAAUUCAGUCGGAGAGCAAAAUCUGGCCAUCCAAGUUAUAUAGGUCCUCUCGUCAAACGGAGAAGAUUAACUGCUUGUGCAAAGGCAGAGACUAGCCACCUAACUGAAAAUUGCUCUCGAGGUUUGGGAUCAAAACGAAUGGAAAUCCAUGAGACAGUUAACUCACCCAAUGCAAGCACGAAUGUCAUCUCUUCUGGUCCUCAAGAGAAGGGAUCAUCAAUUACUUCUGUCACUGAAGACAGUCCAGAAAAGAAGAGCAGUUUUGGAAUUCUUGGUGGGAAUUGUGUUGUUGGGCACCUGUCCCAAGAGAUAAAUGAGAAACAUCAAACCCAGGUCUCAUCUAACCUGAACCUACCAGAGGGUCUUCCGGACUCCAGAAACAGUGAAGUGUUAACUAUGGAAGAGGAUGGCGGCCGGGUUAUAAAUAUGGAUAGUUCAUGUUGUCAUAGUGAAAUGAAGAAACCUGUUCCUGGGACAUUGAGGAUCUCUACCGAUAUUGGUAGCUCAGAGCAAGACAUGAACCAUAGGAGGCAAAGCACACGAAACCGACCAUUGACCAUUAGAGCAUUAGAAUCUCUUGAAAAUGGAUUCUUAAAUGUCCAGAGGCGGGCAAAAAGCACAGAAGGUCAAAAACGAGAAAAUCCAUUUUCUAACCCAUCCCGCAAGGCCCGCAGUAGGGUCAAAAUUACUUCAAAUCAUAGUGAUGCCGUUACUGGGCCUCCAGUGUUAAAGGAAGACAAAGACGUAAAGGUAGCUUGCAAUGUCAACAAAGAGAUCGUUAGCAAAACACUGGAUAAAACUGAAGGAAAGUGGCUUGGGGAUUUCCAAAGCUUCUUAUCAUCUUAAGUUUUGUGAUUUUCAUGGAUAAUUAGUCUUGAUAAAGAGCAGAAUUUUCUUGGUCAGCUUGAAAAUUGGGGUUUGUCUGGGACAAACUGAGGAUGCUAGUCAUUCAGUUUCUAAUGGGGCUAGAAAUGUAAAAAUAGUAAUACUUGGAGCACAAGCAAAUGCCAAUCGUCCAUUCACAUCAGAUUGAGGCCAUUUUAACUUUCUGAAUUCUGUUGAGCAGAACAGGUGUUCAGCAGCACCUUGUUGUGACUUUUAUUUUUAUAUAUACAGCGACAAAAGGCUUACAGGGAAAGCUGAGGAAGCACCAAUGUUCAGUUCCAAAUGAGCUAUGGGAGAUUAUUUUGAGGGUUUUGUGCUAAUCAAGUUUCUUUAACUAUCUAGUUACUAGUUAAUGAUUUUCUGUAAUUAAUACAGUUUUCGUGAUGAAUCCUUCUUCUCUCCGUUCCAUAAAAUCUCAAUAUUUUUGUAAUGAAUCAGAACUUUAUUAAUUUUAUGUUAUAUUCUGAUA
Molecule: messenger RNA, 3788 nt
Organism: Ziziphus jujuba (common jujube)
Lineage: Eukaryota; Viridiplantae; Streptophyta; Magnoliopsida; Rosales; Rhamnaceae
Exons: 3
Coding region: 599-3280 (893 amino acids)
Cellular component (GO): nucleus
Molecular function (GO): transcription corepressor activity
Source: RefSeq, a predicted model, not a curated record